Molecule: messenger RNA, 1827 nt
Organism: Diatraea saccharalis (sugarcane borer)
Lineage: Eukaryota; Metazoa; Arthropoda; Insecta; Lepidoptera; Crambidae
Source: the annotation of a GenBank genome assembly
AUGGCAAGUAAUCGCAAAUCUACAACGGUCCCUCAACUCGAAGCUCUUCUAGAGUUUAUGGAAGAACAUCGUGACCUUGCCCUAGGACUGAUGAGGUCUAAGGAGGCUCGAGUCUUGGCGGCUCGAUUGUGGCGUGAAUGCGCCGAAUUGCUCAAUCCUUUAGGACCAGCUAGAACAGGCAAAGAAUGGGCGAAGGGUGGUGAUGGUUGGAAUGUAGCAGUGGAGGCAGUUGAGAUCCAUAAUUUUGAUGAAGCACAUAGUUCAUCUUCAUUUGAUUUCAACUUUCCACAAGAGUUAAUAGGUGAUGAUAGUAUUGUAGUAAUACAAUCAGACAACUCACCAUCUCCACCACAACAACCUUAUCAGCAACCUAUUGAAGAUAUAGACUCUCCCUCUGAAGCAACAGAAAGAGUAAUUAGGCCACUGCAAAGACAUAGGCCAAAAUGUACAACAUUAACCUCAACAGUGGCAGCACCAUCAAGGCAAGCACAGUCUUCUCAAGUCCAUAGUAGCGAAACUGCUUUAUUGGAGUCAACAGCCAUGGUGCUAAGAUGUGAAGAGUUGAGGGCUCAGACGGAACUGAAUAACUCUGAAUCAUUUAGGACAUUAGCAGAGUCUUUCAAAUUAAUAGCAGAGAGCAUUGAUCGGUUUAGUCGCCUGUAUGUAUUGGCGUCACAAGGCCAAGGUCAAAAUUUUGAGAGACCACAAGAUCCAUGACUGCUAUUGAAAACAGUUUUAAAUAGUAAAUUGGUUUUUAACUGACUUAAAAAAGAGGUUAUCAAUUCGAGGUGUAUGUCUGUAAUUUCGUUGGAAAUGUGUAGUAUUCAAAUAUGUUGGUCCACAUGGGCUUCUAAGCACAUUAGCGUACGUUUCAUAGAUGUAUAUGUAUGUAUGUAAGUUCGUUCACGGAUAUCUCGGAAACUAGACGCCAUAUUGCAAUUAUUCUUUUUUGUUUAGUUGCUUAGCUUUCAAAUUAUGGAACAUUACAAUUGUCAUCAAAAUCGGUGCAGUAGUUUUGAAGAUAUAAAUAAUUGAUUAUAUUAAACUUUUUAACCCUCUACAAAAAGGAGGUUAAUUUGAGGCGUAUGUAUAAAUGUAAUUUCGUUGGAUUGGCGUAAUAUUCAUAAAUGUUGAUCUGUAUGACUUCUAAACAUGUGUGCUAAAUUUCAUAGAUGUAGAUAUGUAUGUUUGUCCAUGGAUAUCUCACAAAUUGCAUGGACUGCAAUGAUUCUUUUUUGUUUAAUUGCUUUGAUUUCACCUUUAGAAACAACGAGUACAUGACGCACCUUCGUUUCGCAGAUGAUAUCGUAGUCAUGGCUGAGACCAUGGAAGAUCUAAGCACAAUGCUCGAAGAUCUCUGUAGUUUCCCAAUAAAUGGGUCUUAAAAUGAACAUGGAGAAGACGAAAAUAAUGUCAAACUCCAAUGUCGUACCCACUCCAGUGAAUAUUGGAGGCUCUACACUGGAAGCUGUCGACGAGUACGUUUACCUGGGACAAAUAAGGUACCUGGGUCGAAUAUGGUCACCUUAAGGUGUAACUUCCUACAUCUUUUUUGUUUUGAUGAUUAGGAAUAGCUUUAAUCAAUUUUCUGUCAUGUAUAUUAACUAUUUAUCAUAUGGCUAUAAGAAAUACUCCAAGGUAUGAAUGAUAUUGCGGCCAAACAAGUUUUAAAAAAAAAUGGCGAAUUGACCAUAUUUCCGACCAUGUUGGUUAAUAUGCCCUUACUAUGGGCAUAUUAACUGUAUUAGUUAUUAUAAAUGGUAAAGAUAAUUUAACAAAAAGAAAACAAAAAACUUUGGAUUUAUUCUUCUGAGAUCUAGGAAUUAA